This is a messenger RNA of Cucurbita maxima (winter squash), 1380 nucleotides long. RefSeq names its product ATP synthase subunit gamma, mitochondrial. Gene Ontology annotation, biological process: proton motive force-driven ATP synthesis. The record is from RefSeq and is a predicted model, not a curated record. The transcript has 9 exons. The coding region runs from base 160 to 1128 and encodes 322 amino acids. Gene Ontology annotation, molecular function: proton-transporting ATP synthase activity, rotational mechanism. NCBI's taxonomy places the organism in Eukaryota, Viridiplantae, Streptophyta, Magnoliopsida, Cucurbitales, Cucurbitaceae.
CUGUAAAUAUUGACCUCGCCUCCGCUCGAUGCGAAAAACUCUCAAAACUGAGUGAGAAGCGUUUGAGUUCGCUGCUAUUGAAAAGAAGAAGAAACCCUUUCGUCGGCCUUACCUUUUCUUUUUCCUCAACUUCCAUUUCCGAUCUCGCUUUAGGAAGAAAUGGCCAUGGCAGCUCUAAGACGUGAGGGGAGGCGGUUCGCUACCGUGAUCUCUUCUCAACCAAUCACCGCUCUCCGGUCUUCCCUCGUUUGCGAGGAACAAGCUCCUCUUGGUGUGCGCUCUAUCUCCACUCAAGUGGUUAGAAAUCGAAUGAAGAGUGUGAAAAAUAUCCAGAAAAUUACAAAGGCAAUGAAGAUGGUUGCAGCCUCAAAGCUUCGGGCAAUUCAAGUGCGUGCUGAAAAUUCUCGUGGCCUUUGGCAACCCUUUACUGCACUUCUUGGGGAUAUUCCAAGUGUUGAUGUAAAGAAGAAUGUCAUUGUUACCAUUUCUUCUGACAAAGGUCUUUGUGGUGGAAUUAAUUCUACCUCUGUCAAGAUAAGCAAGGCUCUGCGCAAGAUAAAUUCUGGUCCUGAACAGGAAACAAAAUAUGCUAUAUUGGGAGAGAAGGCAAAGGCUCAGUUAGUACGUGACUCCAAGAAGGACAUAGAAGUCAUCAUCACUGAGCUGCAGAAGAAUCCUUUAAAUUAUACUCAAGUCUCUGUUUUAGCUGAUGAUAUUCUAAAGAACGUAGAAUAUGAUGCUCUGAGGAUUGUUUUCAACAAGUUCCAGUCAGUUGUCUCAUUUCUGCCUACAGUAUCUACCGUGCUGUCCCCUGAGAUUGUUGAAAGGGAGGCAGAAUCUGGGGGGAGGCUUGGUGACCUGGAUUUAUAUGAGAUUGAAGGUGGCGAGACAAAGUCUGAGGUUCUCCAAAACCUAGCAGAAUUCCAGUUUUCUUGUGUACUGUUCAACGCCGUAUUGGAAAAUGCUUGCAGUGAACAAGGUGCAAGGAUGUCUGCAAUGGACAGCUCAAGCAGAAAUGCUGGGGACAUGCUUGAUCGCCUCACAUUAACUUAUAACAGAACUCGGCAAGCAUCUAUCACCACCGAGUUGAUUGAAAUUAUAUCUGGAGCUUCAGCAUUGGAGGGCUAGUUCCUACCUAGAUCUUCUGCUGGUUCACCCAAUGGUUGGUGAACUAAGAUCUUGAGGCGAUAUUUGAUUAUCACGACGUUGCCUUUUGAGCUUUUUUGUAAUAAUACACCCAGUUCCAAUUCCAUCCUGGGAACCAAGUUUGUUUAGAUAUCAAUUGAUUUUCUCUUAAGCUCCAAUGCUUGAAUUUGCUUUGUUUUCUGAGAAACCUCGUGAUUUUCAGUAUGAUAUUUUAUGUACGUACGCAUGGGAUAA